AUGUAUAGUGUCAAAGUGGUCCGAAAAGUUGUGGUUUGGUUGGCACUGUGCAGCCUAGCUGGUGCGGACGAGUACGACUUUAUAAUAAUCGGUGCGGGCUCGGGUGGCUCCGUUUUAGCCAAUAGACUGAGCAGCGUCGCCGAGUGGAAGGUACUUUUGCUCGAAGCGGGCAAGGAGGAGAUGUUUUUUCUCACAGACAUGCCCCUGAUGGCACCCAUCAUGCAGAUCACCGACUACAACUGGGGCUUUAAAACUGAGCCGAAAACGGGAGAGGAUGGCUACUGUCUGUCGAUGACCGACGGCCGAUGCAAUUGGCCACGGGGUAAGGCCCUGGGUGGCACCUCGGUCAUCAAUUUCAUGAUUUACACGCGCGGCGCCAAAGCUGACUACGACGAGUGGGAGGCCCUGGGCAACCCUGGCUGGUCCUACGACGAUGUGCUACCUUACUUUUUAAAAUCGGAGAACAGCAGGCUGAAGUGGCAAGACAAAAGAUACCACUCGACAAAUGGUUACUUGGACGUCUCCAACGUCCCGUACACGUCGAAACUCCGCAAGCCCUUUCUUCAAGCGGGAAAGGACUUUGGGUAUAAAAUUAACGACUACAACGGCGAAAGGAUCCUCGGGUUCUCCCCGGUGCAGGCGAACCUGCGCAACGGCCGGCGCGUGAGCGCGGGAAAAGCCUUCCUGCAACCGAUCCGCCACCGGGAAAAUCUGCGCGUGUCGACCUCGUCCCGAGCCACGAAAAUCCUGAUCGAGCAAGAAACCCGCCGAGCGUAUGGGGUGCGCUUCAUCGACGGUCAGGGCCAGCCUCGCGUGGCCACGGCUCGACGAGAGGUGCUCCUGUGCGCCGGAGCCCUCGGUUCGCCCCAGCUGCUCAUGCUCUCGGGACUCGGGCCCAAGGACCAGCUCGAGCCCCUGGGCAUUCGACCGCUGGAGGAGCUGCCCGUCGGCUACAACCUUCAGGACCACGUGAGCAUGGCCGCCCUCACCUUCACCGUCAACGCCAGCGUCACCAUAGUCGAGCCGAGGCUCCUCGUCAAUCCGGCCUACGCCCUCGACUACCUCUUUCGCGGCGCCGGCCCGCUAACCGUCCCCGGCGGGGCCGAGGCUCUCGCCUUCAUCGACACCAAGAAAAUUUUGGGGGAUGCGGAGGGGAGCCCGGAUUACCCGGACAUCGAGCUGGUGUUGGGGAUAGGGGCGCUGACGGGCGACGUGUCGGGGGGCAUGCGGUCGAUAUUGGGUCUGAGCAAGGAGUUCACCCGUCAGGUGUUCGACCGGUACUUGGGACAGGACGCCUUCAGCAUCGUGCCGGUGCUGAUGAGACCCAAGAGCCGCGGUCGCGUCAAACUGCGCGGACCCGACCCCCUCGACCCGCCCGUCCUCGAGGCCAACUACUACGAGCGCCAGGAGGACGUGGACACCAUGGUCCGCGGGAUCAAAGCGGCGAUAAGGGUUGCGUCGACGGAGGCGUUUCGUCGGUUCAACGCGACGCUCCUGCCCCAGCCGUUCCCGGGUUGCGAGCACUCGAGGUUCGCCAGUGAUCCUUACUGGGCGUGCGUCGCCCGUCACGUGUCCACCACGUUGGGGCAUUUCACGGGCACCUGUCGCAUGGCGCCUCGGGAGUACGGUGGCGUCGUUGACGCAAGGCUGCGCGUCCACGGGGUCAAGGGACUGAGGGUCGUCGAUGCGAGCGUCAUGCCCGAGAUUGUCGCCGGGCACACUUGCGCCCCGACUUACAUGAUCGGGGAAAAGGCCGCCGAUAUGAUCAAGCAGGACUGGGGGCGUGCGCCCGUAGACUGA
Copidosoma floridanum is the source of this 1800-nucleotide messenger RNA. Its product is annotated as glucose dehydrogenase [FAD, quinone]. Gene Ontology annotation, molecular function: oxidoreductase activity, acting on CH-OH group of donors; flavin adenine dinucleotide binding. Lineage: Eukaryota; Metazoa; Arthropoda; Insecta; Hymenoptera; Encyrtidae. The record is from RefSeq and is a predicted model, not a curated record.